AUGUCAACCACUAGUACGGUUCCUUCAGAUAUAGCAUCUACAUCAGCAUCCACUCCUGCAAUGUCAACCACUAGUACGGUUCCUUCAGAUAUAGCAUCUACAUCAGCAUCCACUCCUGCAAUGUCAACCACUAGUACUGUUCCUUCAGAUAUAGCAUUAAUAUCAGCAUCCACUCCUGCAAUGUCAGCCACUAGUAGCGUUCCUUCAGAUAUAGCAUCCAUAUCAGCAUCCACUCCUGCAAUGUCAGCCACUAGUACGGUUCCUUCAGAUAUAGCAUUAAUAUCAGCAUCCACUCCUGCAAUGUCAGCCACUAGUACCGUUCCUUCAGAUAUAGCAUUAAUAUCAGCAUCCACUCCUGCAAUGUCAACCACUAGUACGGUUCCUUCAGAUAUAGCAUCAACAUCAGCAUCCACUCCUGCAAUGUCAGCCACUAGUACCGUUCAGAUUCAGAUAUAG
Messenger RNA from Acanthosepion pharaonis, 456 nucleotides. The record is from the annotation of a GenBank genome assembly. NCBI's taxonomy places the organism in Eukaryota, Metazoa, Mollusca, Cephalopoda, Sepiida, Sepiidae.